CACCUCAAAGAGCUGUUCUAAAGACUCGACUCGUUCGCGAACGUCACAUCGAGCACACCCGGAAGGCGUGAUACGGACAGGCUUCUUGUAUAAAUACUGAUCUCCGACGCAAGUUUUACUACACAUCCUUACGGCUAGGAUUUAAAAGACUUGUUUGAGAGGCAUGAUGGAGUGCUGCUGCGGAUUGAUAACUGCCCAGAAACAACCAGUUCCUCUAAAGGGCAUUGAAGUAGAGCUGGAGGUGAAGGACCACGUGGCCACAGUGGUGUCCACUCUGCACUAUGAGAACAAGGAGGACAAAGCCAUAGAGGCUGUUUUUGUCUUCCCUCUGCCUGGAGAUGCUGCUGUCUGCCAUUUCAGCGCUAAGGUUGGACAGACUGAGAUUGUAGCUGAGGUGAAGGAGAAACAGGAGGCCCGUGAGGAGUAUGACGACGCAUUGAGCUCCGGGCAGCAGGCCUUCCUCCUGGAGGAGAGUGAUCAGAGCCCGGAUAUCUUCUCUCUCAGUGUGGGCAGCCUUCCUCCAGGAGAGAGCGCCUCCGUCAGGCUGGAGUACGUCACUGAGCUGGCUCUGCAGGCGGAUGACGCGCUGAGGUUUUGUUUGCCUGCGGUGCUCAACCCUCGCUACCAGCCUCAGGGGAGUGAAGGUGGCGCGGUCCAGGUGACCUCUGUCCCCGCCUCUCAGGUGCCCUACAGUCUGUCCUUCUCUGCUCGGGUGUCCUCUCCUCGUCAGGUCUCCAGAGUGGAGUCCAACUGUUCCCUGGAGCCUCUGCAGUACCUCAACGUGGAGCAAAGCCAGGCUGCCGUUAAACUGGCUGCAGGACACAAGUUUGACAGGGAUGUGGAGCUGCUGAUUUACUAUAAAGACGCCCACCAGCCGGCUGCUGUGGUGGAGGCAGGACAGGCGUCUGCCGAGCCUGGCACACUGAUGGGGGAUGCGGUGGUGAUGCUGAGUGUGUACCCCGAGUUCCCCCAGGCGGUGAUGUCUUCACUGGCAUCAAGUGGAGAGUUUGUGUUCUUACUGGAUCGAUCUGGAAGUAUGGCUUGUCCUAAUGAUGAUAUCGUACAGAGUGAGACUCGUAUCAGCAGUGCCAGGGAUACUCUUCUGCUGCUUCUGAAGAGUUUACCAAUGGGCUGCUACUUCAACAUCUACAGUUUUGGAUCCUCCUUUGAGCACAUCUUCCCUAAGAGUGUGGAGUACAGUGAGAAGACCAUGGAAGAGGCUCUGAAGAAAGUCAAGGAGAUGCAGGCCGACCUGGGAGGAACAGAGAUCCUUCAGCCGCUCAAACACAUUUACAGCCAGCCCUGCAUUCCCAAUCACCCAAGACAACUCUUUGUCUUCACGGACGGCGAGGUGGGGAACACCAAAGAGGUUACGAGCCUGGUGAAGAAGAAUUCCACCUCCCACAGGUGUUUCUCUUUUGGGAUUGGGGAAGGGGCCAGCACUGCUCUCAUCAGUGGAUUGGCGAAGGAGGGAGGAGGUCACGCUCAGUUCAUCGCGGGAGCCGACAGGAUGCAAGCAAAAGUGAUGCAAUCGCUACGGUUUGCUUUGCAACCAGCAGUGGAGGACAUCUCAGUCACGUGGGAUCUGCCAAAGGGAGUGUCUGUCACUGUCCUGUCCCCACCUCUCACAGCUAUUUUCCAUGGUCAGAGGUCACUCAUUUACGCUCAGCUCACAGGACAGGGUUCAGGGGCUAAAGAGGGUUGUGUGACUGUCAAGUACAGCCUGGCCGCCCAUCCAACCCAGAAUCAGAUUCCCUUCACUCUCCAACCCACAGACCAAACUGGAAAGCAGGACCUCGUUGGAGAGACAAAAAAGUUAACAAUCCACAGGCUGGCUGCUCGGACCGUGAUUCGCUCCAUGGAGAUGGAGGAGGACCAUGAUGCGACGAUGCUUUUUGGGGAAACGGGAGACAUAAAAGAGGAACAAGGUGGAGUGAAGCAGAAAGUGGUGGAGCUGAGCGUCCAAUCAGGAGUGAGCAGUAGCCACACUGCCUUCGUUGCUGUCCACAAGGGAGGAAGCAGCGCCACUCAAGGACCUUUACUGCGUCGAAACGUCCCAGUUCCCUCUUUUCGGCAUCGGAUGCCAAUGCCGAUGAUGAUGUGCUGUAUGGCAUCGCCUCAACCUCCCGCAGGUUUCGGUGGCGCUUCCAUGAGGUGCCUGGCAUUUGAUGACUGUUGUGCUGAUGGUGAUGAAGAAGACUUGCUUUGUGAAGACUCUGUGGGGGAUGUGCUGCCGCCGCCGCCCCCACCCCCGCCCCCUCGCAGGGACCCGUUGCUGGAGUUGGUGUCCCUCCAGAAGGCCUCCGGCUGCUGGCCGCUUCAGGAGGCUCUGGCAGCUGCGCUGGGGAAGACCAGUGAGGAGGUGGAGAAGCCAAAACCUACAGCGGUGAGCAAGGACGUGUGGGCCACCAUCCUGGCUCUCAUCUGGCUCCACGGGUUCAAGUCGGAUGCGCAGGACGAGUGGCAGCUUCUGGCAAUGAAGGCUGCAUCUUGGCUCCGUGCUCAGAAGGCGGCAUGUGUGAAGGAGUGCGUGGAAGCUGCUAAUGCCUUGUUGGGUUGUGAGGUGCAGAAGGACACGCUGGGGAUUUGAGCCGUUUCGUUCAAGACGCCAUUCUGCUUUGAUCUCUUUUUACCAUGCGUGUGCCUUACAUUAUUUGCACUUUGUUUGCUUUGAGGAUCAGACUCUCAUAGUACUUUGUGACAUGUCAUAAUACCGCAGUUAAAAUAAUAUCAAAGAGUAUCAGCGUGAUGCUAGCGUUAACAUAUUUAAACACACUGUAUUUCAUGCUGACAAAUGUGGUUGUAUUUCAUAGUACGAAUGCAGGACUUACACAUAAAAUAAACAGUUCUUCUUAUG
Messenger RNA from Dunckerocampus dactyliophorus (ringed pipefish), 2857 nucleotides. RefSeq names its product von Willebrand factor A domain-containing protein 5A-like. NCBI's taxonomy places the organism in Eukaryota, Metazoa, Chordata, Actinopteri, Syngnathiformes, Syngnathidae. The coding region runs from base 164 to 2590 and encodes 808 amino acids. The transcript is spliced from 20 exons. The record is from RefSeq and is a predicted model, not a curated record.